This is a messenger RNA of Sparassis crispa, 1128 nucleotides long. RefSeq lists its product as hypothetical. Lineage: Eukaryota; Fungi; Basidiomycota; Agaricomycetes; Polyporales; Sparassidaceae. The transcript has 3 exons. Gene Ontology annotation, molecular function: nucleic acid binding. The record is from RefSeq and is a predicted model, not a curated record. The coding region runs from base 1 to 1128 and encodes 375 amino acids.
AUGUCCGAUGUACAGUUAGAUCGAGCUGUCGGUGACAUCCUGCAGGUGUUUCCAGAGUUUGGAAGGAAAAUGAUUGAUGGCCAUCUCAAGUCUCAAGGCCAUAAUGUACCACGUAACUGCGUUGAGGAUUCGUAUGCCCAUGUACAUGGCGCACCAGCAAUUUUUGGAUCACGUCGUCCCCUGGUUCGACGUAAGUACUCUGUACCUGGGCCACUGUCACUGGUGCAUCAUGAUGGCCAACAUGGUCUCAUACACUUCAAGCUCAUCACACACUGCUUCAUUGAUGGCUACUCACGCUUUGUCAUUGGCAUACGAGUGCACAACAAUAAUCGUGCUUCAACUGUACUCAAUUUAUUUCUGGAUGCGAUGGAUCGCUAUGGGGUGCCCAGUCGUGUCCGUGGUGACCAUGGUACGGAGAAUCUUGGAGUAGCGCAGUGGAUGGAGGACUGCAAGGGAUUGGACAGAGGCUCAUAUAUCUGGGGCCGAAGUGUCCAUAACACCCGCAUUGAACGCCUAUGGGUUGAUGUGACAUCAGGAUAUGGCGAGAAGUGGCUGGUCUUCUUCUACCAGCUGGAGCUACACUGUGGCUGGGACGCUCACAAUCCCGAUCAUGUGUGGUUACUACACCAUCUCUUUCUUCGUGCAAUCAAUGAUGACGCACUUGAAUGGGCACAGGCUUGGAACGCACACCGAAUUUCAUUGCAGGGCUCCCGUGCACGCAGUCCUCGUGAUUUAUUCAUGUUCGGGAUGAUAGAAGAAGGCCCGCGCGGUCUGGAGCAGUUUCUGACUCCCACAGAGGAUCUCGCCGGUGAAUCAUUGGAUGAGUUUGGUAUUGACUGGAGCAGUUACAGAGAUGAUCGGCUCAUGUCUCACUUUUAUGAGCACAAUGCACGCGACAGCACCACCUUCACUCCAAGCUCAGCACCUUCCCGCCUUGCACAAGUGGUAUGCGAUGAGCCAAACUGUCCAUUCACUGCUGAGGAGGUUCACGUCCUGGAUGCAAUCCUGGCCGACGAGUUUGACCUUAGCUCACGCAGUAUGAUCGUUCAGCGCUCAAUUUGGGAGAGAGCGGUUGGUUUGUGUGAGGCUAUAGGUCGUGGGGAUCCUGUGGGCCAUAGUGUUGAUUAG